This is a messenger RNA of Mytilinidion resinicola, 1980 nucleotides long. RefSeq lists its product as uncharacterized. Lineage: Eukaryota; Fungi; Ascomycota; Dothideomycetes; Mytilinidiales; Mytilinidiaceae. Gene Ontology annotation, biological process: regulation of DNA-templated transcription. The record is from RefSeq and is a predicted model, not a curated record. The transcript has 2 exons. Gene Ontology annotation, molecular function: DNA-binding transcription factor activity, RNA polymerase II-specific; zinc ion binding. The coding region runs from base 1 to 1980 and encodes 659 amino acids.
AUGAAUAUACUGGCCUUGCCUCCGCCGUGCACUCUCCACCAAACGCCUUCUGGGCGACGUCAAGGGCCAGGUAGUCACCUGGUCAAGUUCCCCCAGCCGUUUAGUCCUGGUACGUCGGGGCCGUACAGCUAUCCAUCUCCUCCCAUGUCAGAGUCUCAGUCGCCCGGUCGACGCUCCGCUCGAUAUCUUGACGAGGAGGGCCAUCCCUACCCCCCAGCCGCGAGCCAGCCGCCUCGAUCCAGAGAACCUGCGGCAGCCCCAGUGAACCCGCGACUCUCCACGUUGAUCCAGGGCAUACCGCAGCAGCAUCAGCGUUACGCCGGAGGGGAGCAGCCACGAGGUCCGGUCCAGUAUCAGCAAGGCCAUGCCAUCCAAGGCCCCGCUUUCGGCGGGGUACAGGCGCCUCAACCGUAUGAGUUUGGAUUUCUUGGGCCUCAUGGUGGUGCUCGUACUGUGCUCGGGGGUCCUGGUCCGGGUCCCCAAGUGCAGCCGACGGCGAUUGCUGCUCCACAACCGUUGCGACCCAACAAAACAGCACGAAGAACCAAAGUGCACGUUACGUCGGCAUGCGUAAACUGCAAGAAAGCGCAUCUCAGUUGCGAUGUGCAGAGGCCAUGCACUCGUUGUCUCCAUGCUGGAAAACAGGACUCAUGCAGGGAUGUGCAGCACAAGAAGAGAGGAAGACCAAGACUUCGAGACCAAGAUGAAAGAGAGUUGGAGAGGUUUACUCUGAGAAGAGAGGGCGUAAGGGACUCGUUGAACCGAACAUUGACGCUAUCCGCAGCAGAGCCAGGACCCCUCCCGCAGCCGCCAUUGCAAUCGCCACAAGAGCACGAUCCUUUGCGAAGUCUAAGGAGAUCGCAGCGAGGGUCUGACGUAAGGCCCCACGUUCCUCAGCAGCCAUUGCUGCCGACUUCGGUGACGCGUCCAACGAGCGUUGGCACUCUCGGGGGGUUCACAACGGCGCCGUACCCUGGUUCUACUUUAGGACCUUCUGUGCGUCCUGUGGCAUUCAUGAACUUGGAUUUGGUAAUAUUGCGAACCAACCAGGCAUUCAGGGACUUAAUGGGGGGAGACGAUCGGGGAAAGAACUUUGCGGAGCUGGUAAACUAUCGCCAUCGAGAGACGCUGGCACGACUACGAAAUAGCCUUCGACAGGAACGAGACGACCGAGACCCAGCUUACAUGGCUCCCAUUACCCCACAAGGACAACCGGACCCUAUACAGGCGAUUCCUGAGAGCGACGUCGAACUCGUCAGUCAGGGGUACACAGACCGUCCCCACCUCUUCAACUUCCACAUACCAACUACACCGAUUCAAUCCCUGCAGGUGCAAAUCCGUCUGGCGAAGGCUUCGGUGUACUUUGUUACUCUCGUCGUUCACAUUCCACGAAGUGCUGGUCCAGCUCCGUUGUUGACCUCGUACAUGGCGCCCCCAACACCUGUCCAGUCCGGGGUACCUUCAGGACCUACAUUGGGGCCCACAUCAGCACCACCACCACGCGACUACGGCCAAUACUCUCGACCCGCAUCAUCGGCAAGCACGUCCGCUCCAUCGUCACCAUACUACAACUUCUCCGCCAUCAGGACCUCGCUCCCCCAAGCUCCUCUGAGCAGCCCUCAGUAUACUCAUAGUCCUGCGUAUGGGUACUCCCCAACUGCUCUAGAGCCUGGUUACUUCCAAACCUACCAACCCUUGUCUCAUCCAUCUCCCUAUGUACCAUCUUCACGACCGCAAUCAUCUACUUCUGACCCAAGACAAGGGCCGUUUCGUGAGGGAGGACCUCCGCGACUGGAAGGGCUCCAGCUCCCGCCGAUACGCACUGCACCUGCCCCGCCUCUGCCAUCACCACUAGGACAAGAGUUUGGGGAGGGCCAGCGAGAUCGAGUCCGACGACGAGAGGCCUCACCUGGCACGGAAACACAACCUGAGACACCUGAAAAGCGACGACGACUAAACAUACACGAGGUUUUAGAGUGA